UUCAGUUCUUAAACGAAAAACUGUCGUGCCGUUGCGUUUCAAUGGUAAAUAUGUUGUUUGUUUGCUGGAUAACAGGAAAAAUCGGUAUGAAACGGAAACGUAUGUAAAGAAGCUGAAUAGUUUGGUUGGAAAAUUGUACAAAACAGAAAUUCGGAAUAGAAAAGUCAAAAGGUGCUUGUGUGUAUCGAUUAAAACGUUCAUCAGAAAUCGCGAUAUAGAUGUGCCAUCUUUCGUAAUCAAUCAAUUGUGUGCCGCAUCAGUGCUUCGCAUCUCAAAGGAUUAUAUCUGUCUUUUCGUUAGUGUGAAAUAAAUAACUUCGGCAAUAUUUGAACAUUCACGUGUGGUGAUACUAUUUGUGUGGCUUUUGUAUAGCAUAAAGAAAUACGGUGACAAAGAUGCAGUAAAUCAAUUCGAAGAAUGGAUUGUUUUUGAUCUGAUUCAGUGACGCAUAGGAGAGAAAAUAUUGUUCGUUGAACAAUCGAAGAGUGUGAAAAAUUGAAGAAAAUCACGUGCACGGAGAAAAUCAGUCAAAAGUAAAUUGAAAUUUCAUCAAAUCAGCGAUCUCCAUUGAACAAUAUCGGAUUAUAUACACAUCAGAAUUCUACAAAUAUUUUCGGCUAGAACACUGAAGUGGUUUUUGUUCAAUUCUUUUUUUAUCAUUUUCAAUUUGGAUAUUUCGGUGUAGCACGAUUGUUUGCAACAGAGCUGAAAAUUCACAUCAAACUGAUUGGAGCCGGUUUGCAGCACCCGUUAACACGGGAUGGUGCUGAUUCCUUUUGGAAAAUGCCGCAUGCAGAACGAAUAAUGCAUGGGCACGCGACUUCAGUGAGUCAAAGUGCCCUUUUCGGAUGUUCGACAGCUGGCCAUAGUGGCAUCAAUCAACUGGGUGGCGUAUAUGUAAACGGUCGACCGUUACCCGAUUCGACGAGACAAAAAAUUGUCGAACUAGCUCAUUCAGGUGCUAGACCCUGUGAUAUUUCACGCAUUCUUCAAGUGUCAAAUGGAUGCGUUAGCAAAAUUCUUGGAAGGUAUUAUGAAACCGGUUCAAUAAAACCGCGUGCAAUUGGUGGAUCAAAACCUCGUGUGGCCACAACUCCCGUAGUGCAAAAAAUAGCCGACUACAAACGUGAAUGUCCUAGUAUUUUUGCAUGGGAAAUUCGCGACAGAUUGCUAUCAGAAGCGGUUUGCAAUAGUGAUAAUAUACCAAGUGUUUCGUCAAUAAAUAGAGUUUUACGUAAUUUAGCAUCGCAAAAAGAGCAGCAGGCCCAACACCAAAGUGAAUCCGUUUAUGAUAAAUUACGAAUGUUUAAUGGACAAUCAGGUGGCUGGGCAUGGUAUCCAGGUGGUGCAACGCCAGCCCAUUUAUCAUUGCCACCAACGCCCGCAACGAAUUUAACCGGUCAAAUAACCCGAGACGACUUACAAAAACGUGAUCUGUUCGCCAGUGAAGUAAGCUCGCAUCCGAAUUCACAUGAAAGCACGUCGGAUGGUAACUCGGAGCAUAAUUCGUCUGGUGAUGAGGAUUCUCAGAUGAGGUUGCGGCUGAAACGAAAAUUACAACGAAACCGUACAUCAUUUACAAAUGAACAAAUUGAUAGUUUAGAAAAGGAAUUCGAACGUACCCACUACCCAGAUGUGUUUGCACGGGAAAAACUAGCAGAAAAAAUAGGUCUACCUGAAGCAAGGAUACAAGUCUGGUUUUCAAAUCGACGUGCUAAGUGGCGACGCGAAGAAAAAUUACGCAGUCAGCGUCGAUCUGUCGAUCAUUCUGGCGGAAAUGCUAGCACGCCAAAUGGUUCAAAUGGUAACAGCGCAAACAAUGUGAAUGGAAAUGCUGCAUCUGGCACAACAAGUGGAUUGAACAGUAACAAUAAUCUAGCCGGCAAUAAUAAUUCUUCCUCGCCGCCAGCGCCAAUCACACCUCGACUGCCACUAAAUUCUGGUUUCAAUUCAAUGUAUCCGACGAUACCCCAACCAAUAGCCACAAUGGCUGAUAGCUACAGUUGUUACAGUCCAAUGACCACAUCGCUGGGAUCGAUGACAUCGUCAUGCCUACAACAACGUGACAGCUAUCCGUACAUGUUUCACGAUCCGCUAGCGUUAAGUGCACAAUAUGCAGCACAUCCCCGACCACCAUGCAAUCCAUCAGCCGCUCAUCAACAGCCAUCACAACAUGCAUCGUAUGCGUCCGGCCCGAGUACGACGAGUACCGGAGUAAUAUCAGCUGGUGUUUCAGUACCUGUACAAAUACCGGCUCAAGGUGCAGAACUGGGAACAAAUUACUGGCCUCGAAUUCAGUGAUCAACGUUUUUCGGUCUUCCAUCGCAGUUGAUCUACAACAGUCAACAUACCAUCGACGAUGAUGAAGCCGAUUAGAGUUUAAAAUCGAGACCAUAGAUGGAUAAACGAUUGGCCAAUAUUGAACGAGACAGACGAACAUAAAAUUUUCUUUUAACUUUUCCGGUUUAUUUGUGAUUUUUUUCGGUUACUUUUCAUGUGUAAAACGCACCAAGCAAAGAAACAAAUUCGAAAUCGAGACUAGAAUUGUAAGUUGUUUUUUUUGGUUGUUUUAUUUUCCUUAAAUAUAAUUAGUAUGAUGUAUAAUGUAAUGUAUCUAAGGAGGGAGUGCAAGGAACUGGAAGCUCAGUUAUGAACUAAAUUGAAUUUGUUGUCAUUUGAGGUGUACGAUAACCAUCCACCAAAAAAAUGAGGAAAAAUAUGCUGAGCCGAUGUCACUUAAUAGACAUUAGGGAAGGGCAUCGAAGAUAAGAUUCGAUAUCGAAAUAGAAAUAGACGAAUGACCCUUUAAUAAUGCACAACUUCGACUUUAGAUUAUUCAUUGAGAAGUUUCCGUCAAGAUCACUAAUGUCCGUAAUAUCCAUUGAUGAAUUUAGUCGGGCAACACAGUAAGAGGGUAGAUCGGGUGAACUCUAAAGUGACAGCCAAAAUAUUUUUGCCGGCCGUAUGUAAAAAAACAGCUCUAAGGGACCUGGUCUAGGGAACAACUUACUGAUUCGGCCAAGAUUUUCUACUUAAACCUUCAAUGAAAUCGAAGACGACACCCUAAUGGACAUAAGACUUGAUGGAAACAACACUUCUAGUCGACAGAUUCUUACACUCAAAUGUACAACGAAAAGCCUUCUUCAGUCAAAUUGAGCCUCCUGUUUUUAAUGUAAAGCAAUUUAAGUGAUUAACAUAUUUGUAAGCAGACGACAGUCUUAAGCUAUGUAACACAACCGAAACAAAAGAAAAACACAAACAAUCGUGCCAAUAAGUACUUAAUAACCUACAUUCCAUAAAUGCAUUUUUGAAGUAAAUUUGUGAUCCGAAUUUACGUUCAAGUGUUAGAAUACACCAGUUAAGUUAUCUGGGUUUAACAAAUAUUUGAUCAGAGCUAAACCUGAAAUUACAAAAAUUAAAACCAUUUCCAUACCGAAACAUUUGCUCAUUCAGAAUAAAUUCGACAGUAUGUGUAUCACCAAACCGAUAAAGACUUCAACAGUUCUAAUAUUCCAAUUAGUGGCUAUUUUCUGUAACAUCAUAGAAGCAGUUCAUGACCUUUUUUUACCGUAAUAUUGUUGUGAACGCAAAAAUUAAUUUUUAACCUUUUACCUAAAAAUCGUGAUGUUGGUUCUGGAUAGCACAAACGAAAACGUAUACACUUUGCUAGUGCAACAAUUCGAGUCCCGAAUCAAUCCAAUGAAAAUU
This is a messenger RNA of Bradysia coprophila, 3708 nucleotides long. It is a transcript of the gene toy, whose product is annotated as paired box 6 protein twin of eyeless. NCBI's taxonomy places the organism in Eukaryota, Metazoa, Arthropoda, Insecta, Diptera, Sciaridae. Gene Ontology annotation, molecular function: DNA-binding transcription factor activity, RNA polymerase II-specific; RNA polymerase II cis-regulatory region sequence-specific DNA binding. Gene Ontology annotation, biological process: anatomical structure development; regulation of transcription by RNA polymerase II. The record is from RefSeq and is a predicted model, not a curated record.